AUGGAUUAUUAUAGUUACCGCAUAUUUGAACGUCGUUCAGAAUAUUCCACCAUAUUAAGAGCCGGAAAACUAUUUCAAGAAUUUUUGGUUGAUGCAUGGGCCGCUACAGAACAGAGUAAACUUGCAUGGCUCAGAUUCCACCAACCGACUUUGCGUUCGGAUUGUUACAGUUGCAUCACAGAUAUGACAAAUGAUGAUUUGAAUCCGGGGGAUAGAUGUAAUCCUUUUAUUUUACCAUAUUCACAUACUGGAAGCGGAAGGCAUAUGCAUGAGAUAUAUCAGGAUUCAAUGGCGAUUACACGUUUUCAUCACCAUCCCGAUAUUUUUCUUACAAUGACAGCUAAUCCUACUUGGCCGGAAAUAAGAAAUGCACUUUUUCCACGUCAAACUGCACUUGAUCGUCCUGAUCUGGUGGCUCGCGUUUUUGAGCUUAAAAAAAAAGCUCUGAUGAAAGAAAUAAAGGAAAAAAAGGUUUUCGAUACAGUUAUUGCCCAUGUUUAUACCAUCGAGUUUCAGAAACGAGGAUUACCGCACAUGCAUUGUCUUAUAUCUUUAAAAGAUUCCGAAAAAAUUCGUACGUCAGACAUGGUUGAUAAAUUUGUUUCCGCUGAAUUUCCGGAUGAGAAAAAUGACCCCAUACUAUUUGACACGGUCAGCAAGUGUAUGGUUCACGGUCCAUGUGGAGAUCGAGAUCCGGGUGCAUCGUGUAUGGCAAAAAGAAAAUGUACCAAAGGAUAUCCAAAGAAUUACACAGACACAACAACUUUGGAUGAGGGUGGGUAUCCAAGUUAUCGUCGGCGUCGGGAUGGAAGAGAAGUAACGGUCAGAAAUAACAAAAAGGCAUAUAAUAUUUAUGUUGUUCCCUAUAAUCCACAUCUAUCAAGAAUGUUCAAUUGCCACAUCAAUGUGGAAAUAUGUGCGGGCAUAAGAGCGGUUAAAUAUAUUAACAAAUAUAUUUUCAAAGGUGGUGAUCGAACUACGAUGGUAUUGGGAGAACAUGACGAGAUUCAACAGUACAUUGAUGCGAGGUACAUUGGACCAGCCGAGGCAGUAUGGAGUUUAUUGGAGUACCAGUUACAUGAAGAGAAUCCGAGUGUACAACGGUUAUCCGUGCAUCUACCAAAUAAGCAACGAGUUGUGUAUAAUUCAAAGCGAUCAAUGAGCUCUGUUAUACAAACAGCACAGGAACAUAAGACCGCUUUGAUGGGUUAUUUUGAGUAUUAUGCUAAAAAUCCAACAGCUCCGGCCUAUACUUAUCAAGAGUUCCCGCAGCACUUUGUAUGGAAAAAAGAAACUAAAGAGUGGAAAAUCAGACAACAAGGUUUUUCAAUUGGAAGAAUGCAUUUUGUUAGCCCUAAUGCUGGUGAGUUGUACUACUUACGUAUGUUACUCACAAAUGUAAGAGGUGCCCAGUCUUUUGACGGUUUAAGGACUGUAACUAAUUGA
Molecule: messenger RNA, 1446 nt
Organism: Papaver somniferum (opium poppy)
Lineage: Eukaryota; Viridiplantae; Streptophyta; Magnoliopsida; Ranunculales; Papaveraceae
Exons: 1
Coding region: 1-1446 (481 amino acids)
Source: RefSeq, a predicted model, not a curated record